Molecule: messenger RNA, 1164 nt
Organism: Fusarium oxysporum Fo47
Lineage: Eukaryota; Fungi; Ascomycota; Sordariomycetes; Hypocreales; Nectriaceae
Exons: 1
Coding region: 1-1164 (387 amino acids)
Source: RefSeq, a predicted model, not a curated record
AUGCCUUCAUUCAAUGAUCAUCGCAUUAGAAAGUCCUAUCCUCGUAGCAGAGGUCUCAUCCGCGACAGAAACUUCCAACAGUCUCUGAAUAUCGACACCAGCCACCGCAUUAAUAAAUUCAAGGCUAAUAUCUUUGCUCACACGCACUUCUCACCGAACGAACCCAACCGACCAACCAGGAAACAGGAAGAGACAUGGCUUCACGUUGAGCAGAAAGACUCUGUUUCUUUUCUCAUGUCUUCUCUUCACUCUGCGGCUGACGACUGGGAGUGUAAGGACUGUAGCUGGCAGCUUCGUAACCUGGCAGCCAAGUUCUACACUCAAUUCCACUCAUACAACAAGGGGCUACCUACUUCUCAUCCUGUUGAACUGACUACUCCAGAACCUGUAUCUUAUCGACGACGUCGUCGUCGAGACUCAGACGCAACGUCAACGCGCUCUGCUUCCUCUGCAAGAAGCUCUGUUUCUUCUAACCUUGGAAGCGAUGUUGCGUAUCUCAGACGCUGCGCACUGACAAAAGACGUUGGACAGGACGGCCAAUCCUUCUACGGAGUGCAUCAGGCUCAUCUUGACCUCAGCCUCGGAGAGACUGUCAGCGUUCACAUGCGUCCAACUGACCAGAGGCGAAAACUCAACGAACUCGGGCCUGGAACCAUCAUCUCGGCUCCUUUCCAUAGCCAGAACCGCGACGACAAAGUAUCAACAACAAAGUAUCACACAGCAGUCUCUGGCUUCGGCCCCAUCUACUCCAAGUACCGCAAGAUGAUCACCAUCGAGAUUUGGGGAGACCAUGCCGUUUGCCUGCCCAUUUACAGUUACAACGGCAAAGGUCUUGAGAACCGUGGAGGCAUGGCAGACGAGUACAUGGAUAUUCGUGAUAUCGAUGACGAGGAGCCUGAAGAUGGUGAUACCCAUCGCAAACCGCUCAUGGCUAUCCGCAGUGAAGGGUGGCAUGGUAAGAACACCUUCAUCUGUGGCAGGUCAGUUGUCAAACUAACUGAGAAAACCACUCACCACGCGUUCGAAAAGUGCUCGAUCGAAGGAUCUCUCAAAAGAUCCGACUUUCAACGCAUGUACAAAGCCUAUCUUGGACUUCUGCAGUCAAAGGCGCUGGACGUCUUUGGCAAACCUGUCGAGGCUACCAUUAUACCAGACAAAACAUAA